Acanthochromis polyacanthus (spiny chromis) is the source of this 3816-nucleotide messenger RNA. RefSeq lists its product as uncharacterized. Lineage: Eukaryota; Metazoa; Chordata; Actinopteri; Pomacentridae. Gene Ontology annotation, biological process: DNA integration. The record is from RefSeq and is a predicted model, not a curated record. Bases 1683 to 3200 code for a protein of 505 amino acids. The transcript has 2 exons. Gene Ontology annotation, molecular function: nucleic acid binding.
CCCGUGAGACCGGGCUGGACCAGAAGUACAUUAAUGGUAGCCUAGCCACGCUAUACCCAUGUUUCUGACGGCACAAGGGUCUAGGGAAGCUCGACAGAGAGGGAGGCGGGCUAAAAGGUUGUCUAUCAAAUCCCUCUGCAGCAAUUGGGUAGGUAUACAACCAAUCAAUGCAACGAAUAGGCUGACGUAGUUCCGAGAGCACCGGCGGAUUGUGGCUAAGUCCCAUUAGCUUCCCAACCAGCGGAGCCAACUGGUAUAUUAAGGAUUUGCCAUAUCCCAUCGGCAUAAGUCCAAAUAUGUCUUUCUUCUCAAUGAAACACUUCAGUGCCGUCCUUUGUUUAUCUUUCAAGUUGAAUUUUAGCUUCAAAUCUUUAAGGGCUGUGGCCAAAGCUGAGUCGAAAGAUAACUGUUUAUUCUGCACCGGUUGUUUCUGUCAGAAUCGUUGCACCUCUGUCGUCACUUCGUUACGCCCACCUUCUGACUCUCCACUUCAUGGUGAUUGGUCCGGCCAGUUUUAGGAGAAUCCAGCCUCGAGCCUUAUGGAGGGUAACUACAUAGAUAUAUACAAACGCUAGAUGUCUCGAGACGGAGUCGGCGGCGGCGUCACUUGGCGGCCAUCUUAGGACAGGGGACUGCUCUGGCGCACUGUACUGUAGUCAAUGGUAAGGUGGAUGAUUUCCUCACUUUAACACUCAUAACUCGCUCAAUUCUUGAUUGAUUUACAAACGGUUUAGUUUAUUACAAACCUUAUUAACGUGGCUAUGAUUCAGGCUCAAUUCCGAAAUUGCAGCUUUUCGUUUUGAAAAAUGUGGCAUAGUUGUGUGUCUUUUCUGCCUGGCUACUCACAUUGAAGAUGGUUUUCCUGAGACCAACGUUUUUUGAGAACCUAAUCUUUAGGCGAAAUUACAUUCUUUGUGGUUGUGGUUGUAUUUAUUUGCUUGUUUAUGAGGGGCCGUACAAGACUUAAUUCAUUCUCGUCCUCUCACACACAUAUAUUUUCUCUCAUACUCACAUACAUUCUCCUUUCACACACAUACAUUCUCCUUUCACACACAUAUAUUUUCUCUCAUACUCACAUACAUUCUCCUUUCACACACAUACAUUCUCCUUUCACACACAUAUAUUUUCUCUCAUACUCACAUACAUUCUCCUUUCACACACAUAUAUUUUCACACUCUUACACACAUACAUUCUCCUUUCACACACAUACAUUCUCCUCUCACACACAUAUAUUUUCACCCUCUUACACACAUACAUUCUCCUUUCACACACAUACAUUCUCCUCUCACACACAUAUAUUUUCACCCUCUUACACACGUACAUUCUCCUUUCACACACAUAUAUUCUCCUCUCACACACAUACAUUCUCCUUUCACACACAUAUAUUUUCACACUCUUACACACAUACAUUCUCCUUUCACACACAUAUAUUUUCACACUCUUACACACAUACAUUCUCCUUUCACACACAUAUAUUCUCCUCUCUCACGCACACACACAUUCUCCUUUCACAUACAUAUAUUUUCACUCUCUCACACACAUACAUACUCAUUCUCCAGGGACACAGGAAGUCCCUCCUUAAGAAGGAAGUCCACAUUUAAACAGGAAGUGACUCUCAAACCUGGAAAUACAUGUACCUGCUUGGCUUAUCCUUACCAGAUAUCAAACACUGAAACUAGACAAUGAUGCGAUUCAAAUUCAUCCUAUUUUGCCUGUUUUUCAUUUUGGGAGUGAGUACCGAUGAAAAUGACCUUAGAUUUUUUUUCAACAAUGUCUUACAAUGUAUUGAACGACUGCAUGGAGAAGCUACAGAUUGUUAUGUUCAUGAGAGACUACAUGGUGAACUUCGUGAGCACAUUCAGACUUUAUCUGGAUUUCUCUCAAUCCCAAGAUUUGUGGAAGAUCCAAGAAAUAGAGAAGCUGUCAAUACACUACAGUCCUUGUGUGGAUUUCUUGAUUUUUUGCUGACUGCUUCUGAAACCAGACAAAGAACCAGGUCUGAGAACAGUCAUGUCCUGUUGCCACCAUCUCUCCUGAGUGGACAUCAAGGCAGACCUCGAUACAGCAUUUCAAGAGAGCAGAUCUCUCAUUUAGUGUCCCUUGGAAUGAACUGGCAAAGCAUUUCAACAUGCUUGGGAGUAAGCUGCCGGACUCUCUACAGGCACAGACAGCGGCUUGGCAUUCAGCCUCUGACAUAUACAGCACUAUCAAAUGACAACCUGACAAGAGUUGUUGGUGAAAUUCUUCAGUCUACCACAAAUGCAGGUGAACGAUAUGUAUAUGGGAGCUUGAGGUCACGUGGGCUGCGUAUUCAAAGAUGGCGUGUUAGACAGAGUCUACGAGAAAUCGAUCCUAUUGGAAGGUCCCUCAGAAGACGCCACACAAUUCGUCGAAGAAUUUACAGUGUUCCAACCCCAAAUCAAUUAUGGCACAUUGAUGGAAACCACAAGCUUGUGAGAUGGAGGAUGGUGUUCCAUGGCUGUGUUGAUGGUUACAGCCGAACAAUCAUCUACCUUGCUUGUCUAGACAACAACAGAGCUUCUAGCGUUUUGUCACUAUUCAUUGCUGGUGUUCAGAACUUUGGAUUACCGUCCAGGGUGAGAUGCGAUCAUGGACUGGAAAACACUGGCGUUGCCCGUUUCAUGCUUUACAGGAGGGGAAUAAACAGACAUAGUGUUAUAACUGGCAGGUCAGUUCAUAAUCAAAGAAUCGAGAGAUUAUGGGCAGAGCUAAAUCGAGUGUCAUUUCAUUUUGUUAAUCUUUUCAACUUCAUGGAGGAGCACGGUGUAUUAGAUUCACUUAAUGAGCUCCAUUUAUUUUGUCUUCAUUAUAUUUACUUGCCACGAAUUCAAAGGGCUGCCACUGAAUUUCAGAACCAGUGGAAUAACCAUGGUCUUUCGACACAAGGAGGGCAAACUCCUCUUCAGAUGUGGCAAAGGGGCAUACUCAACAAUACAGGAACACAUAACCCAACAAUGAAUGGUAUUUGUGACGUAGACAGUGACUUUUGUAUUGAUGGCAACAUACCACACUCAGAGUUACUGACAAACAAUGUUGUUGUAGUUCCAUUGAUUAAUAUUACCUUGAGUGACCCAACAAUGGUAACACUUCAGCAGACUUUUGAUCCAUUUGAAGAUGAUGGAAACUAUGGUAUAGAUUUGUUUUGCAAUCUUGUGCAUUUUCUGGAAAGGCAAUCUUAAAAGCAUAGCCCCAGAGUACAAAAAAAGAACCCCUUUCAAAAGAUAUUUUGUGAUUUGACAAAAACUAAAAGUAUAUUUACAACAAUAGAAAAGACCCACACAGGAAAUUUACUCAUUGUAGUUGUGUAAUGCAAGGUAAAAUGAAAAACUCACUUCCGAAUAGUAUAGCAUUAAACAUAUUUUGUUUUAAUUUAUGGUUGCUGUUUUCUUUCGUUUUAUGGAUCUAUGCAGAAUAUGGGCUGUUGAGACAAUUAUAGGUGUAACCUCACAUGGCCAUGUUUCUUACUUUAAAUGUUCAAACAAAGUGUUAUUAUAAAAUGGUGAAACAUAAAAUGUAUUUUUAUUGAAGUUUUCAGCAGUGGAGAACUUAAUAAAUUGACUGAACUAUUACUUAUUUUAACCAGUGUUGUUUUUUGUUAAACUGGAUGACCACAUCAAUACAUCAGUGGAUCUGAGAAUAUAGGUCUAAUGCAAGAGCAAAACCUCAGACCAGAGAGCAGAGGAAAGAUGGAAGUUCACAUUGCACAUACAGUACAUUGACUCACUUGAAAACAACACUUCACAAGCAGUGAAUGUUAAAACAGAUAACUGUAAAAACAAUUUAACAUCCUGUCUU